Messenger RNA from Aspergillus campestris IBT 28561, 1618 nucleotides. Its product is annotated as ER lumen protein-retaining receptor. Gene Ontology annotation, molecular function: ER lumen protein retrieval receptor activity. The record is from RefSeq and is a predicted model, not a curated record. Gene Ontology annotation, biological process: protein retention in ER lumen; endoplasmic reticulum to Golgi vesicle-mediated transport. The transcript is spliced from 3 exons. NCBI's taxonomy places the organism in Eukaryota, Fungi, Ascomycota, Eurotiomycetes, Eurotiales, Aspergillaceae. Gene Ontology annotation, cellular component: endoplasmic reticulum; cis-Golgi network; membrane. Bases 306 to 1325 code for a protein of 339 amino acids.
GUCCCCGUGCCUCGCACACACACCGACUCUCACAGGCGUGCCUUGUGGAACCCAGCUGUCCCUCGCGCAAGUUUACACCUCCUACAUACCUCUACCCAUUCUUCUCUUUAGCCAGCCACCCUUAUCCAUCACACUUGUUGUCAGCUCCUCCCAUCGACCACUUCCGCCUUAUCUUCUCGAGGCCACUUGAGUUUCCAAGGUCGCAUUCACCUCGGAGCUCCGUAUAUUGAAAGACCAUACCGAAACUCAUCGGUUGGUGAUGGUUUGAGUGGUGACGUGCAACGGUCUGCCUCUUUUCAUCGGAGAUGGGUGUCUUGCAGCUGAACGUGUUUCGGUUACUGGGUGACUUGGCCCAUAUUUCCUCGAAAUGCAUCCUCAUAUUCGCCAUUCAGCGAAACAAGAGUGCCGAAGGGGUAUCCCUUCUCACCCAGGUGCUCUAUGCCGUGGUCUUCGUUUCGCGCUACCUUGACCUGUUUCGGUCAAGUGGAUGGGCGUACGUUUACCUCGUGUUUUUCAAGUUCUUCUACAUAUUCUCCUCCUUCUAUAUCAUCUUUUUGAUGAUGAAGGUUUAUCCGCGGACACGAGAGAGGGAGCGGGCGUGGAAGCUGGCUAUCGGCUCCGUCGGCAUUUCCUUCGUUCUGGCGCCCAUCGUGAUCCCGAUCUUCCACGGACGGUUCCCCGGACAUUGGUUCACGGAGAUCUUUUGGACUUUCUCCAUCAUUCUAGAAUCCGUCUGUGUGCUGCCGCAGCUGUUACUUCUGCGCCAGACCACAGUUCCCACCGUGCUCAACUCGUAUUACCUCGUAACGUUGGGCUCCUAUCGAGCUUUCUAUAUUCUGAACUGGUUAGUCCGAGGUCUGGGAUCGGAGCAUUACUGGGAGCCCAUCGCAGACAUCUUCGGCAUCAUCCAGACUGCCUUCUAUAUCGAUUUCGCUUGGGUAUACUAUACGCGUCAACGCGUCAAGCUCCGCAACGGCAGCAUAGUCGACGCGGAAGACUUCCGAAACAGCUGGCUGGUGAGCAAAGUAUUGAACUUCCGGCAGCGCCGGAGCGUGGACGAGGAGCAGAGCCUCGGCGAUGGGGAAGAAGACAACGGGUCAUUGGAGGGAGACCGGCCCAGAAACAACCGUUGGGGUGCGCGGGGGGUUUCCAUCGCGGCCGACAACACCCUAGAUCGACAUAACGGCGAGACCGGUGAUGACCUCCAUGAUGGACAUGGGGGGUUGGAGGGAUUCGUGGAGGACGAUGAUGCUCACUGGGAGGACCACACGGACGGUUCCAAGCCUGACAGGCAUUCUCCCACUGUGGCAGGCGACCGGGGUUAAAUUUACAUCCCGGGUGAUCACGACCUCCAAUCUUACUACCUUUUGAGAGAAAUUUGGCUGCAAUUUAAGAGUUGGUCACCGUCAGUCGCGAUGUAGUAUAUGAUCGACCCUUACGUCUCCCCUUUUUUCCCCCUUUUGUUCGUUUAUCUUAUCUUAUUAGAUGAUGUCAGUUCUAAAAUAGUGCGGCGCAGCAUAGAAGCAUACCAUACCCCAAAGGACCAUCCAUCCAUCCCCUAGCCAGCCCUGCGGCACAGUCAUCUCGUUAACUUGAAAAAGAAAACCCCAUACCUCGC